Molecule: messenger RNA, 2481 nt
Organism: Bacidia gigantensis
Lineage: Eukaryota; Fungi; Ascomycota; Lecanoromycetes; Lecanorales; Ramalinaceae
Exons: 3
Coding region: 1-2481 (826 amino acids)
Biological process (GO): positive regulation of transcription from RNA polymerase II promoter by galactose; DNA-templated transcription
Cellular component (GO): nucleus
Molecular function (GO): DNA-binding transcription factor activity, RNA polymerase II-specific; zinc ion binding; RNA polymerase II cis-regulatory region sequence-specific DNA binding
Source: RefSeq, a predicted model, not a curated record
AUGGAUCCUGCCAUUAUUUCCACCUUCCAGCGCCUCCUCCAAGAGAGCGGAAAAUUGGCCGUCACCUUUUUUAUUCUCCCGGCAUCGACGACUUUGCCCUUCAUGAAUACUCAGCAACAGCAUGGCAGCCCAUAUUUCUCUGGACCGGUGCAAGCCCCGCCGCCGCUGGAUGACCAAAACAAUAAACGGAAAGGAGACGACAAUGAGAAUCCUACCCCCAACAGAGAUCCAAACGAAACAGAUACAUCAGUAUCGCUUGGUGAACUAUCUUUGAUCCCGAUAUAUGUUACAUACGCUGAUGAUUGUCGCGUUUGUCCAGCAAUGAAUGUAAAAGACGAAAAAUCAAAUGCAACGGCCAGAACCCAUGUCAAAGAUGCGGAAACCUGUCGUUGGAAUGCGUCUAUGCCCCCAAUUGCUGCAGCUCCACCUUCAAGGAUUCGCAGUAGGUCCAUUGUCAUAUACACUUCUCUAUCACAUUUACUGAAUGGCUCCGCCAGGGAAUUUAAGGACAUGAGCGAUCAGAUCGAAGCCCUUCGACAACAAGUCAAUAACAUCUAUGGUCUUUAUCAUGACCUUCGAAAUACUCUUUCAUCUUACCCUGUGCAAACGCCCCUGAACCAAGUCGAACCAGCGGCAGCUUAUCGCUCUACACUGUCACCCUCGCAGUCGAGAGCAAGCCAUCCUCAAUUUCAAGGUCCGACUAGUGCAGCCUUCAAUCUAGAUGUGGCUAAGUCUAGUCUGCAGACCAUGGGCAUAACCCAGCCCGAGAUUCAAGAUGACUCAACAACGGGUGACAUAGAUCCUGCUCUGGGCCUAGAAUCGCACCAACAGCAAGCUCCUGUUGCUGCGAUGAUCAACAGUCCGCAUAAAGAUCCUUUGUGGCAACUUUCGAAAGACGACGCAAUCAGGCUUUGUAGGAUAUACGAUGAAGAGAUUGGCAUGAUGUAUCCGAUGCUCGAUAUCAACCAAAUCAUUCUCGAGGCAGACAUGGUGUUCGAUUUUAUUGAAAGUGCACGUAGGACAAAUCUCAUGCAAUCAGACCUUCCAGGUGCAGACAGACUAGAAGGCAGUGAUAUCAACAUCUUGAGAAUGGUGCUUGCAUCUGGGCUGAUGGCUGAAGGUCGUGGUGAAAGCACCCGGGGCCGAGCUAUCUUCGAAAGCUGCCAAGCAGCUUACCAGAAUAUCCUGUCGGUGAGCGCAGUAGACAUCAAAGGUCUCAUUCUCUUAGUAAUUCUGGCCGAGUAUCACUUUCAAGUAGAUGAAGAAGUUCAAGCUUAUCGUUGGAUUGGUGUCGCCUGCCGCUUAUGCAAUGAAAUGGGCAUAAAUCGCAGCAAGAGAUUGAUCGAGCUUUUCCCAGAUGACACACAACGCCAGUGGGCAGUCAGACUCUUCUGGUCGAUAUUUGUACUCGACCGCAGAUGGAGCAUCGGCGCCGGCAUGCCCUUCUCUAUGCAGGAUGCCGAUAUUGAUCAUGAUUUCCCAGAGCCUGAUGAUUCGACACCAUACCUCACAGCGAUGAUUGCAUACAGUCGCAUUGCAGCCAAAGUACAGAGAACGACACCCAAUCUGGAUAGCGGCCCACUCGACAUUGAUAGAGACAACAUUAAUUACCUCGAUUACGAAGUGCUAAAAUGGCAUCGAAAUAUCCCGGAAUCUUUACGAUUCGAUCCGUCGUCCAAGAGCUAUCAGCCUCCGUCUGGUGUCACUCGGGGACAACAACGGCUUCACAUUAUUCUUUACUUCCGGACAAACCAGUUGCGAACCUUGAUAUACAGGCCCGUUCUCCGUUCUGCGACGACGAUUGUGGAGAACCGGCAAUUUGCACAGACAGGGGUAGACGUUGCAAAGGAGACUGUCCAAGUCUUAACACGUCUGAACGAAACAACAGACAUCUACAGCACACAGCAAGUGUGCUUCAAUUACUUCCUAGCAUCUGCGAUUGCAGUCUUAUUCCUCGCCGUUUGCCAUGCCCCUGUGGAGUUUAGUCACCAAGUACGAGACGAGUUUUACUUGGCUGUUGACCUAGUCAGGGGUUUCAGCAACAACUCUCUUGUAGCUCAAAACAUCUGGAAAAUGAUCAGUAGCCUGAAAGCGUACGCCCCAAAGCUAGGGUUGAUCAGUCGACAAGCGCAAUCGACUACUCCUAAUGACGCUCAUUCUACGGCUGCUCUAGGCCUGGCUGACCUUGCCGGUCAGCAAGUAGACCAGGCGGCGGCCUAUGCAUCUGCAGGCCAUACUUCAGGAACAGCCAAUGCAAGCAGUUCCAUCAAUGGCCAACAAAUGAGCAAUGAACUCAUGAAUCUAUUUGAAGCAGCCAAAGGAUAUGGCAAUGCGCCCACGAGCGGCGCCCAAGGAAUGGAAGGGUCUGCGCCCAAUGCGUAUGCUAUGCCCUUGGGUGACAGAUCACAAGCUACAGAGGGUUUAGGUGCGAUGUACGGAACACAGGGGGAGCUUUCGAAGAUUAUGAAGGAUCUGUUUUAG